AUGUGUUUUACCAAAAAGCUCCACUUUAGUCUCAUCUGUCCACAGGACCUUCUCCCAGAAGGAUGUUGGCUUCCUCAGCAGCGGGGUCCUCCUGGGUCUCCUACCAUAGCGUUCCUUUUCAUUGAGAUGAUAGUGCGAGCUGACACUGUUGUACCCUGUCUGCAGGUCAGCUUGAAGUCGUUUGAUCCAGGAACACUGAAAAGAUCUACCUGGAGACUGACUUCAGUCAAAACCUGUGCAAUAUUUGGAAAUAAUAACGCCAAAAUUAAGCGCCUAAGCCUUAAGAGGAGGCCCAGAGCUGCCGUCGGCGAUGCGGAAAAAGCACAAAGUGACGUUUCAUCCAUCCAGUGGCCUUCAGCAGAGUCAUCUAGCAGCGAUGACACAAGACUACUGGGAAUGUCCUCUGCACCCAAGGGCCGCCCUCCUCUUCCUCCACCUCAUGGAUCCACCGCUGAUAAAAAUCAUCCCAGGAAUGAUGGACCUCCUGUCACUAGAUCUCCAUCUAUGCAAAAACAGAACGCAGUGUUGGAGAACCUCAACCUGGAGCAGGAGUUAGCAAGCCACCUUCAGUCUGGUUCCCGCCGUCGACUGGCCAGCUUUGGAGGGGUGAGCUCGCCUGGCUCGCUUUCUCGCUUCACCGGUCUGGGUGCUUAUAAUGACCCCAAUAACAGUAGCAAACUGUCCAGCACAGGUAGCGAUAUGUGUGGCCACCUUGGCAGCAGAGGCAGCAUAGGUUGCCUCCAGGUGAGCCCGCAGAGCUCCGGAAGAAGUACCCCGGUGACAAGUCCCCAGCAGCUACAGAGUGUCCGGGAUCAGAUGGUGGUGGCUCUGCAGAAGCUGAGGGAGAUGGAGGAACAGGUAAAGAUAAUCCCUGUCCUCAAGGUGAAGAUCUUAGUCCUUCAGGAGGAGAAGAAGAAGCUGGCCUCUCAACUCAAGAACCAAAAUAAGGACACAGAGACGAGUACCGACGAAGGGGUUCUCAUCAAGGAGAAGCAUAACUGCUCCGACUUCAGCGACCUAGAUGAUGAGAUGAUGGCACUCGAAAGAGCCAUCGAGAGUGGACAUUUUCCAGCAUGGCAAGAAAAAAGCCACAUGAACGAUGAAGAUUCUGUAAAAGAAGCAAUGGAAAACAACAAAGCACGUAACACAGAACUGGAAAAAGAGGUUGAAUCUCAACAACAAAUUAUUGGCGCUUUAAAGGAGAAGAUACGUCACAUGGAGGCCGAGUUAAAGGAAUCUGCUCUCCAGGUGGAGAUGAGUCGUCUCAAACUGGAGCUUCAAGCUGCAGAAGCCAGAAACAGAGCUGAUAAAGCCUCCUCUGCCCGGCCGUCCACGGCGAGCAGCGGUACCCAGGCCGGGCCCCAAACUGCCAGCCAGGGGGUGGGCAACCACAUCCAGCUCAGAGACGCCAGCACAGGUGAUGUGAUAGAAGUGAAGAACGUGGCUGUGUCGUGUUGUGGGCCGGACUUGAAGAACAUAGGCUCAGGAUCCGAUCUACCCAUGAGCCACUGGGAGGUCAGAGAGCGAGUGGAAACCAAGGAGAUGGGUGCAGGAGUCCACAUUUCAACAAGCUCUCAAGGAGUCGGGGUGGAGGUGAAGGUUUGUGAGGCAGAAAGCAACACAGAAGCAUCAUGGGAAAAUCCGCAGCCUAAGAAUUUAAAGUCAGUCGCAUGUGGAGAUUGUUCCGUUAAUGUCAUUGUCCGUGAAGCAAAGAUCAUGGUCUCUAAAGGUGUGGCCACAGAUCCAGUCAAAGGGGUCUCCCUUGGACUCACGGCGUCAUCACAGCGCAGCAACACCUCACUCAGCUCUGUGUCUCGCUUCACUAACACCAGACAUGCCUUCAACAUGGACUCCAGCACCAACACUGUCCUCAAAAGCCAACACAAGCACACCAACACCUCCAAGGCUGCCACCACCAGGACGGUGUCCGUCGGCAGCAGGCUCAAAGACAUCAAGGGCAUCCCAAAGACACGUACAGUUGGCGUGGGAACGAGCCCACUGGAGGGAUAUACCCCUAAACAAAAUACUCGAGACAUUGGUGUUGGGUUUGCUAGCAUUUACGAAAACUUCCUGGUGGGACUUAAAACCCAAAACAUGGCCUCUGGACCGUCCCAUCUGCCCGACCCAUUAAAGACGAGAAGUAUCGGUGUAGGGGAGGGCAGGAUACGGGAUUUGUCAGGUCCAAACAGUCAAGAGGUUGCAUUGUCCCAGAAUAAUUCAGAGCUGGACGGUUGCGUAGAAAAAACUCCAAGAGUCCUCAAUGAGCGUGGAAAUCCUCUCACGGAGGCAGGGUGGAUUCACCACAACAACAAGCAGGGGAGCAACUCAACACUAUCAUCCAAUGACAAAGGUGGGGUCCAAGCAGGUGGAGAAGUCCAUCCAUUUGACUCAGCCAACAGAGAAAGUCAAGCUCCUCCUAAGAUGCCGGCAGACUCUUCUAAUUGCCACCAAACCGAUUCUGGACUGACUCCGCAGGGCGGUUACGACUCGGAAGUGAAAAGAAUGAUACAGCUGUUAGAACAACAGACGUCAUCCGCUAUGAGAGAGGAGACUGAGGGCUGCCAUAAAAUGGAGCUAAGGUGGCACCCAGAUCAGGUUGGCCAGGAGAAGAAGAAGAAUAAAAGCUGUUGUGGUCAUGUCAGCAGGUCACAAUCUGCAUCCUCCUUCUCUUGGCUGAAGCCCUCAGAGAGGUCAGGCUCCUCCCCGUCCACGUCUACUCUGUCACCAUUGAAGAAGAAGGAAGGAGAUCAAAGCUGCAGCAACAGCAGAAGAAACAUGAGAUUCAUGAAGGUGACCAGUGGGUUGAACCCUGUGUCACAUGACAAAAAGGAGGCGGAGCGAGGGCCAAUCAGGAAGUCUCCUCAGGAUGUGGCAGCAGCCAGACGGCUCAAGAGCGUCACCAGCAAGGCCACCAAAGGCUCCCCAAAAUCUCAAAUCACCAAGAGGUGCAAGUUCUCUGAGAAGAUGCUGUCAGCGUGCCAAGCCCUGAAGACACACCUCAAUGAGGGCAAACGUUUACCCAGCAGGGAGUUGCGUGAGGUGCAAGAGGAGUGGAUGUCAGUGUCGAGCAGCAAGAGUGCGAGUGCAGACUUGGUGGAAGAGUUCAUGUCCAACUUGAGGAUGAUUAGUCCCUGGCUGCUGCGUCACGUGGUCAACAUGGCCGACAGCAACGGCAACACAGCUCUGCACUACAGCGUCUCACACUCCAACUUCCACGUGGUGCACCACCUGCUGCUGGAUGGAGACGUGUGUGACAUCAACAAACAGAACAAGGCAGGCUACACGCCCAUCAUGCUGGCCGCCCUCGCCGCCGCAGACCAAGCAGAAGACAUGAUGGUGGUGGAACAUCUCUUUGACAGAGGAGACGUCAACGCUAAAGCUAGCCAGGCUGGUCAGACGGCUCUGAUGCUGGCGGUCAGUCACAGCCGUGUGGACAUGGUGCGAGCCCUCCUGGCCCGCGGGGCAAAGGUCAACCUUCAGGACGACGAGGGCUCCACGGCGCUCAUGUGUGCCAGCGAGCACGGACACACCGCCAUGGUCAAGUUGCUGCUGGACCAGCCCGACUGUGACGCCAUGCUGCAGGACAGCGACCAGAGCACCGCCUUGUCCAUCGCCAUGGAGACGGGCCAUCACGACAUUGCGGUGCUUCUGUACGCACGCACCAACUUCUCCAGAGGACUCAGUGAGGACCAACACUCUGAUGGAUGAAUCCUGCAUGGCCGCCAUCCAACCAUAAUCCAGUGUCAGAUCAAAUAAUCCAGUGUCAAUUAAAAUAAUCCAGUGUCAGAUAAAAUAAUCCAGUGUUAGAUUAAAUAAUCAGUGUCAAU
This is a messenger RNA of Nerophis lumbriciformis (worm pipefish), 3827 nucleotides long. The record is from RefSeq and is a predicted model, not a curated record. NCBI's taxonomy places the organism in Eukaryota, Metazoa, Chordata, Actinopteri, Syngnathiformes, Syngnathidae.